Messenger RNA from Petromyzon marinus (sea lamprey), 1930 nucleotides. Its product is annotated as inositol hexakisphosphate kinase 2-like. The record is from RefSeq and is a predicted model, not a curated record. Lineage: Eukaryota; Metazoa; Chordata; Hyperoartia; Petromyzontiformes; Petromyzontidae. Gene Ontology annotation, molecular function: inositol hexakisphosphate kinase activity. Gene Ontology annotation, cellular component: cytoplasm; nucleus. Gene Ontology annotation, biological process: inositol phosphate biosynthetic process; phosphatidylinositol phosphate biosynthetic process.
AAGUAGUCGUGGUGGGGAGGGGGAUGGGGAAGGAAGUGGAUUUGUUGUGGUGAAAACCAAAGGGUGUUUUUUUUUUGUGUUUAGACGUCUCACGCGAAGCAGCCGAAGCCGGCCUCGCUCGCCGUGUCGGUUAGUCGCUUACGGGUGUCGCCUCGCACUUAAAUCGCAGCCGCUUUGGAGCAGAUCGGGGGCCCGAUGGACCUUUCUCCGGAAACUGGCAGGGCGGCGGGUCGCAUCCUGCAGCCGUUCGCACACCUCGUGGGGGGUCACGCGUGCGUCCUCCGCUUCAACGACACCACCAUCUGCAAGCCGCUGCUCCAGCGCGAGCACCAGGUGUACGAGAGCCUGCCGCCCGACAUCGCGCGCUUUGCGCCGCAGUACAAAGGCACUGUGUCCUUGAACAUCGAGGAAAGGAACGGCGAGAGGCACUUUGUCACCUACCCUCAAGUGGACAACACGGGGGACACCAGGACAUGCGAGCAGCAGAAUGAACGCGGCGGCGGCACGAGAGGCGGAAUGGAUUUCGUCCCGGAGGCUCCUCCCGCUGAAAAUGGCAGUGACGUCCGCAGCAAAGACUUCUGCGCGCGGAUAGAACGCCUGCAGCAAAAAUUCAAGGACCAGAACCAACACAGGUUCAUCCUGCUGGAGAACCUGGUGUCCACGUACCUGGCGCCGUGCAUCCUGGACCUCAAGAUGGGCGUCCGGCAGUACGGCGACGACGCGCCCGAGGACAAGAAGGCACUGCACACGCGCACGUGCCAACAGAGCACGUCGUCGGUCCUGGGCGUGCGCAUCAGCGGCAUGCAGGUGUAUCACGUGGACACACGGCAGUACGUGCACAUGAACAAGUACAUCGGGCGCAAGCUUUCAGUGAACGGCUUCAAGGAGACGCUGAGCCAGUUCUUCCACAACGGACAGCGCCUGAGGAAGGACCUCCUGGAGCCCGUGCUGCGCAAGCUCUCUGAGCUCAGGGUGGCACUGGAGCGCCAGGACUCGUACCGCUUCUACUCCAGCUCCCUGCUCAUCAUCUACGAGGGCCAGGAGGAGUGCCGCGUGGGCAAUGGGCACGGCGACGGAGCGACGAGCGCGUUGACGGCGAAAGUGGACGUGCGCAUGAUCGAUUUUGCUCACACGACGUGCCGGACGUUUCUGGACGACCCAGUGGCUUACGAUGGACCGGAUGAGAACUGCAUCAUUGGGCUGCGUAGCUUGAUCCGCUUCCUCGGUCAGGUGAAGCAAGAGGCCGAGAACGUGGCCGUCAAUGGCCACGCGCACGAUACGAGCUCGGCACAGCUGGAUCCGGCAUCGCUGUGUACUCCAAGCCGGUGACCCGGCGAGGGUAGGGGAAACCGGUGCACAGCCAGUGCUGCCCGAAUGAGUUCUCUUCACCGAGGAAAAAAAAAUAACACGGGUAUUCUCAAGGAUUAUAAGACGCUUCAGAAAGCGAGACUUGUGCCCGGUGUCAGUAGAAUUACGCAAAUCUGGUCGCACACACCCACACAUUUCUUCACAGCUGCUUUUUGUGUUUAGGUUGUUGUCCUUCCCCCGCACCUCCGAUUAGCAUGGUUGGCAAUGUACAGUGCUAAAGAAGUUCAACAAACAUACACUGGAUUUUGAGACUCAUCCCCAAACUUUAGAUUUAAAUUACAGGGGGCACAGUGUGACUUAUGAUACAUAGAAUACGGCGAUUGUAGCGAGUGUACAACUCAUGUAAUUUUUAUAUUUGCAUGCCUCAUAGAAUAGCAUUUUAACUCGAGGGCUGAAACGUUUAAGCUACCAAAAAAAAGCACGUCAGGGAAGUAAGCCAUGUGUACAUCGUUGUGGUUGUGCUGCAUAGAGGGGAGCGGUGGUGCAGCGGUUAGCGCUACGCUGCACUACGAACCCAGCGACCCGAAUUCGAUUCCCGCUCACGGCCAACACCGCUGACGAU